UCUCGAGGAUGUGUACUUCCAGCUUAAAGUGGUGGUCUUUCGAGUACAAAAGCACUUUCUCUACACUAUGUUCGACCUCGCCUGAGUUCAAGUUCUCGAAAUGGCUACUUCAAUUCCGCCAGUUUUCAGUGAAGGUGUAGGAUAUGGAAUUAUCGUUGGGUUAGGCGCUGCGUUUGCCCUGGGCAUGGGUGCUGUUUCGUGGGGUCUGGAGCGAUACUUCGCCGAAGUACAAACCUCUGAAAUGUUCAUGACUGCAAAGCACUCCGUGAAGACGGGCUUGACUGCGUCUGCUGUCGUCUCAUCCUGGACGAUUGCAGCCACUUUACUGACCUCAACUACAGAGGGAUAUUUGUACGGCGUAUCGGGACCAUUCUGGUAUGGCGCUGGAGCAUCCGUACAGAUUUUGCUUUUCUCUGUCGCUGCAAUCGAGUUGAAACGAAAAGCUCCAAAUGCACAUACUUUUCUCGAGGUGGCCCGCACCAGAUAUGGCGCUGGAGCCCACAUCACUCUGGGGUGCUACUCGUUAUUUUAUCAAAUCAUUCAAGCUGUCAAUCUCCUUGUUGGAGGUUCCACGGUCUUCUCGGCCUUGACAGGCAUGAAUCGAGAUGCUGCUUGUUUUCUUUUUCCUCUUGGUGUUAUGUUUUACACGCUUCUAGGUGGAAUCAAAGCGACAUUCUUGACCGACUGGGCUCAUACCGUGGUAAUUUACGUGAUUAUGCUGACCGCACUCUUCACUGUAUACACCACUUCGAAUGUAGUAGGAUCCACAGACAAGAUGUUUGAGCUCCUUCAAACAGCUGCCCAGCUUCAUCCAGUCGAGGGGAAUGCAGACGGAUCAUACUUGACAAUGAGAAGUCAAGGAGGUGGAUACAUUGGAUUGAUAUUUGUAGGAGCCGGGUUCGCAGCUGCUGUGGACUCUCAAUUAUUUCAAAAGGCAAUUGCUGCUGAUCCAUCGUCAACCUUAGCAGGAUAUUUAAUUGGAGGGUCCAGCUGGUUCACCAUCCCUUUCGUACUUGCAACGACAUUUGGCUUGACAGCUGCCGCGACCGAACAUUUGCCAAGCUUUCCCACGUACCCCAAUCGCAUGACUUCGGCAGAGGUGUCAACUGGAUUGGCGAUGCCUUAUGGAGCUUUGGCAGUGAUGGGCAAGGGUGGAGGCGUUGCCGUUCUCCUGAUGGCUUUCAUGGCGGUCACCUCAGCGAUGUCAUCAGAAACAGUGGCCACUGCAGCGCUCCUCACCUAUGAUUUCUAUCAAGCUUACAUAAAUCCACAAGCCACUGGAGAGCAACUUGUGAGAUUUUCUCAUUACGUUGUGGUCGGAUUUGGCUUGUUUGCCUCGGCCAUCGCGGUGGGGUUCAAUCACGCGGGCUUCUCAGUCACCUUUCUCGUUACCGCCAUUGGCAUCAUCGUGGACUCCGCUAUUAUACCUAUGGCGUGCACGCUCAUGUGGAAGAAACAGUCCAAAGCAGCUGUCAUUUUGUCACCUCUAAUCUCAUCCACAGCUGCCAUUGCUGCAUGGCUAGCAACGGCAUACACUCACUUCGGGUCCGUCACCAUCGCCACUACCAGCGAGAACUUACCACUGGUCGCUGGGAACAUGAUGUCCCUUGGUGGACCGAUUGUCUUGACUCCAUUGAUUACUUAUCUCAGACCAGACAAUUAUGAUUGGCAUCUUCUCAAGAACAUCAAGCAAGCGGAUGAUGCAGACAUAACACCUGUCGUACUUCCAACGAUGCCAAGCGCAUUGGCAGCUGAUGAAGCUCUUGCUACCAAAGAGGAAAUAGACGAUAGUGUUCUUCUGCGAGCAAGGAAGUGGUCCAUCAUUGCAAGCAUAUUCUUAACCUUGGCUUACUUGAUUCUCUGGCCGAUUCCGAUGUAUGCGACAAGUUACGUGUUUUCAGAAGGAUUCUUCAAGGGCUGGAUCGUCGUCGUCUUUCUUUGGGCCUUUUAUGCUAGCUCUGUCAUCACUCUAUUGCCAUUGUGGGAAGGACGACAUUCGAUUGCAUCCUUUGCACUGUUCACUUUUGGAAUUCGGAGUAAGAAGUCGAAGACCAAUGGCGAGUUUAUCGAGGGACUUAGGACGGACUCUCUACUUGAGAAUAAUCCUAAGGUGGACGAGAAGACAACCGAUGUUGAGAUGAAACAAACAGGGUGAAGGUUGGGGGUGCAUAGGUGAUCUGAUAUGAUUCUUGUCAUCAAGAACAUCUUGGUACACUACUCUUCACGGAUCAAACUACUUGAAAUUAGAUCGUGUUGCCGUCUGAUAAUCGGAUGAAUA
Messenger RNA from Mollisia scopiformis, 2278 nucleotides. Its product is annotated as Na+/solute symporter. Gene Ontology annotation, cellular component: plasma membrane. The transcript is spliced from 4 exons. Gene Ontology annotation, molecular function: spermidine transmembrane transporter activity; putrescine transmembrane transporter activity; urea transmembrane transporter activity. Gene Ontology annotation, biological process: putrescine transport; spermidine transport; urea transmembrane transport. The record is from RefSeq and is a predicted model, not a curated record. Lineage: Eukaryota; Fungi; Ascomycota; Leotiomycetes; Helotiales; Mollisiaceae. Bases 101 to 2155 code for a protein of 684 amino acids.